This is a messenger RNA of Chrysemys picta bellii (western painted turtle), 455 nucleotides long. Its product is annotated as cyclin-dependent kinase 4 inhibitor B-like. Lineage: Eukaryota; Metazoa; Chordata; Testudines; Emydidae. The record is from RefSeq and is a predicted model, not a curated record. Gene Ontology annotation, cellular component: cytoplasm; nucleus. Gene Ontology annotation, biological process: regulation of cyclin-dependent protein serine/threonine kinase activity; regulation of G1/S transition of mitotic cell cycle; negative regulation of cell population proliferation. Gene Ontology annotation, molecular function: cyclin-dependent protein serine/threonine kinase inhibitor activity; protein kinase binding.
CUCGGGGCUAGCUGGCGCCCGGAGGCAUGCAGGCGGGGGCUGUAGCUGCAGACGGCGGGAGGGACCUUCUGGCUAACGCCGCGGCUCAGGGGGACGUGCAGGGGGUGCGGCUGCUGCUGGAAGCCGGGAUGAACCCCGACACUGUUAAUUCCUUCGGCAGGACCCCCCUUCAGGUCAUGAUGAUGGGAAACACCCAGGUGGCGGAGCUGCUGCUGCAGAGAGGAGCGGAUCCCAACCGCCCGGACCCGCGCACCGGCUCCCUCCCAGUGCACGAUGCGGCGCGAGAAGGUUUCCUGGACACCCUUGUGGCGUUGCACCGAGGCGGGGCUCGGUUGGAUCUGCGGGACAAAUCGGGCCGCCUCCCCAUUGACCUAGCUGUAGAAAGCGGGCAUCAGCAAGUGGUCAGCUACCUCCGAGCCCAGCCUGCAAGGAAUGCCGCUCCGCCCCAGGCAUAG